Fusarium falciforme is the source of this 1719-nucleotide messenger RNA. RefSeq names its product Choline-phosphate cytidylyltransferase. The transcript has 4 exons. The record is from RefSeq and is a predicted model, not a curated record. Gene Ontology annotation, cellular component: nuclear envelope. Gene Ontology annotation, biological process: CDP-choline pathway. Lineage: Eukaryota; Fungi; Ascomycota; Sordariomycetes; Hypocreales; Nectriaceae. Gene Ontology annotation, molecular function: phosphatidylcholine binding; choline-phosphate cytidylyltransferase activity. Bases 355 to 1719 code for a protein of 454 amino acids.
UCUCGCCUCCUUAUCGUCCAUCACGUCAGACUUCCAAGCUUCCUCCUUUCCAGGCCAACUUUUGACCCCAGAUUUUUUGCAAGGAUCCUGGCUCUUCGGCCCCAAUCAGGCCAAGCCAAGCCCCCGUCGAGACCCGGUUUUUUUCGCGUCAACGUGGAACUGGACUGCUUCGGGAGCCAUAACCGUUCCAUCGUCCAGGUGCCUCUACACACGAGAGACGCAGCACACGCAAUCCAACGCCGCACGUACAGAGACACGUACGUACGCCUGUUAUCGAGACGAGACCAGCAGCCCAGUCGAAGCCGCGUCAUCACUCCCGUGCCCUCAUCUAUCAGUCCCUCAGUCCAGCCAGCCAUGUCUUCGCCGUCUGGUUCCUCCCAAGGAGGCAAGCGCAAGAGGGUCUCCCUCAGCCGCCCCGACUCGUCUGCCGACCUCCUCGACAACGGCAUUCAGACAUCUUCUCGUGAUGCCUCGGCCGAGGAGGGCGACACCACUGCCGCUGAAGAUGGUCGCCCUCACCACCGCGCCGCCGCCGUUAGCGGGCCUAUUCCUAAGAGGCAGCGCUCCAACUCGGACCGCAUCAUCGAAAACAACGAUCAUACCCUCGACCCCGGCGAGCCCAGCGACACCACCGAGGCCAGCGCCGACAUCGCCGAGCGUGUUGGUCGAAAGGCCCGCAAGCCCUCCCUGAGGGAUCUCGACAAUGACAAUGACAAUGACAAUGACAAUGACGAGGACGAGGACGAUAUUCAGGCCACAGAGGCCAUGCCCCCUCCUCCCAUUGGCAAGUUGACCGACCCUGCCGGUGGUUACAAGACCAACCCUCCUCCCGUUGGUCGAGCUGUCCGUGUCUACGCCGAUGGAGUCUUUGAUCUGUUCCAUCUUGGCCACAUGCGCCAGCUCGAGCAGGCCAAGAAGGCCUUCCCCAACACCACUCUGGUCGUCGGCGUCACUGGCGACCACGAGACGCAUAAGCGAAAGGGUUUGACCGUCAUGUCCGCCGCUGAGCGCUCCGAGACCCUCCGUCACUGCAAAUGGGUUGAUGAGGUCAUUGAGGACUGCCCUUGGAUCGUCACCCCCGAGUUCCUCGAGGAGCACAAGCUCGACUACGUUGCCCACGACGAUCUCCCAUACGGUGCCGACGAGGGCGACGACAUUUACCAGCCCAUCAAGGCUGCUGGCAAGUUCCUCGUCACCCAGCGAACAGAGGGUGUGAGCACCACUGGUCUCAUUACAAGAAUCGUCCGCGAUUACGAAAAGUACAUUGCCCGACAGUUCAAGCGCGGCACCUCCCGCCAGGAGCUCAACGUGAGCUGGCUCAAGAAGAACGAGAUGGACCUCAAGCGCCACGUCCAGGACCUGCGCGAGAACAUCACCAACAACUGGACCACCACCGGUCAGGAGCUCGGCCGCGAGCUCAAGCAGUUCUGGCCCACCAGCCGACCUCAGAGCCCUGCCCGGUUUAACAGCGCCGGCAGCGCCGAGCAGCUGCGAUCGCCUACCACCCCAGGCGGCGGCUCCGGUACUCCCAAGGAGUUCAUUACCGGUUACGCCCUGGGUCUUGUCGGUGGUGUGCGAUCAUGGAUGACCAAGAGCCGAAGAGACGUGGCAGACGGCAGCCGACCCGCCAGCGACGACGAGUCGGAAGAGAGCGAUGCCAACGCCAAGACGUCAACAGACCCCGCGAUCAACACCCCGACGACCACCUCCAAGCUAUAG